AUGUUGCCCUUAUCGUUAUCGUCAGUUUUUCUAUUCAUCUCUUUCGUCCAUGUUCAUGGAAAUUUCGAAGAUGCUCGGUGUCGUUGUGUUUGUCCAUCUACCAAAUAUUUUGCAUCAGAAAAUCAUACAGUGAGUGAGGAGAGAAGAUAUUAUACAAAAUCAAAUAUUAACGCUCUUACAUGCAAGCCACAAACAGUGGUGAAGCCGAACGUUUUAGAGAUAGUGGAUGCUGCACAUUUGGAUGCAUUUUUAGCAAACUGUGAUUGCAAGCAUGAGUCGAGAAAUACAGUUCUGCUGAAAGUUGUUGUAAUAUUUGUUAUUUGUGUAGUCUUCGUUUUGGUUACAUAUAUGCUUUUCCUGAUGUGUUUGGAUCCCAUGCUGCGCAAACAACGUCAUUCAGUGCCAUAUAGACAGCAAAAUGAUGAGAUGGAAGAUAAUAUUUUUGCCAGAACGACACCAGCGAGUGAGCGGUUUUCAGAUAUUUCACCUUCAAUUACGAUGCGAUCUCGGAACAUUACAGAUAAUGUUUUGGGACGAGUCGAAGCCGAGCAAAAUCGUUGGAUGCGAAAGGUUGAAGAACAGCGACGAAAUAUUUUCACGGAUCAUACUAUGCUUAAUUGA
Molecule: messenger RNA, 621 nt
Organism: Cercopithifilaria johnstoni
Lineage: Eukaryota; Metazoa; Nematoda; Chromadorea; Rhabditida; Onchocercidae
Source: the annotation of a GenBank genome assembly